Megalops cyprinoides (Indo-Pacific tarpon) is the source of this 1638-nucleotide messenger RNA. RefSeq lists its product as uncharacterized. NCBI's taxonomy places the organism in Eukaryota, Metazoa, Chordata, Actinopteri, Elopiformes, Megalopidae. Gene Ontology annotation, biological process: SCF-dependent proteasomal ubiquitin-dependent protein catabolic process; protein polyubiquitination. The record is from RefSeq and is a predicted model, not a curated record. The transcript has 2 exons. Gene Ontology annotation, cellular component: SCF ubiquitin ligase complex. Gene Ontology annotation, molecular function: protein binding. The coding region runs from base 390 to 1514 and encodes 374 amino acids.
GCUACAAAGGAAUAGACUCACCGCAAUGUUAAAGUCCUGUUAAAUACGCUUACCAUGUGGAAUUAUAUUGAAAAUUUAUUUUAAAUAACGUAGCGGGUCAUUCCGCAAAUGUAGACAACCCAUUAUAUGUUUGGGUUAGUUAUCUCGCUAGCUAACUAGCUUGCAAGGAAUACCAUCAACUUACCAAACAACGGUAUUAGCGAAGAGAGGAUCUGGCAUUUAAAAACGUAUUUUGCAAGAUACGGGGUCAGCCUUUUUCGUUAUUACUGAACAUGCAGGGUAGUUUCUAGCGAAUGAUGUACAAGGGGCUGCACUCUGGCCCAUCCAGGAAGCAGCUGCGGUCGGCUGGAUCAUGACUGUGUGUGAGGCGGUCCAGCGCUCCCGCCACCAUGCCACAGAGGAAGAGAGUGCUUGCUCCUGUGAGCGGGAGGAGAAGGCCCCGGCCGGAGGAGGACGUGUUCCCUUUCAACUGGCUGCCGGUGGAGUGCCAGCUCCACGUGCUGGCCUUCCUGUCUGAGCUGGACAAAUGCAACGCGGCGCUGGUGUGCGUCAGCUGGAGCCGCCUGGUGCGGUCGGGGAAGCUCUGGAGGGUGGCGGACUUCUCCCGCCGCGGAGCGUCCCACACUGCCCAGGAGGGCCUGCUGGUGUCCAACCGUGAGUUUGAGCGCUGGAAGGCCUGGGUGCACCACUACGUCCACCACCUCAUAUCCCGAGGGGCCAGCCUGUUAACGCUCCGCGCCAGCUUCGACCUGGGGGACCGCUGCAACAAGUGGGGCGAGCUCCUGUCCCACCUGCUGGAGAGCGUCCACUGCAGGGACCUCAGCCAACUGGACCUGAACUGGACCUUCACGCUGCUGGAGCCACUGGACCUGCGGCUGAGCUCUGGCGCUGGCUCCCAUCAGGAGAGCGCCGUCGAGAAGCACCAGGUCAACAACUUCCAGGUCCUGCUGGCCAAGCUGGCCCACAGCUGCCCGCGCAUCACCAAGAUGCGGAUGCACUUCGACUGGUCCGAGACCUCCGUCUCCCUGCUGACACAAUUCCAGCACCUGCGAGUCCUGGAGCUGAAGUACUUUUGGGUUUUCAAGGGCGUGAACCCCAGCACCCUGCACAGCCUGACCAAGGCACUCCCCGGCCUCCGAGCCCUGACCCUCCAUGUCCUGGUGCCGCUGAGGAACCUGGGGGUGUCCUACACCCUGGAGUCGGAGUCCCUAGAGUUCCUGGACGUGUCCCGGAGCCGCGGCCUGGUUUUCUCCAGCCUGCACCUUCCCGCUCUCCGUGAGCUGCGGGCCAAGAAGGCGGUGCGGGGGAUCACUCUCGACCGCCGCACCCGGCUGAGGAUCCAGAGCCGGUGGCCGUGCCUCUACCAGGUCCUCCGGGAGGGGACCCCCAAUCUGCAGGCCCUCAACAACGAGCGACUCCUCCCCAGCUGGAAGGAGCAGAGCUACCAGGAGCUGUCCUCCAUCCUCCAGCAGUCCUGCUACUGCCUCCAGCACUUGGACAGCUGGCUUUGGUGAUCACGGCUGUCCAGGCCAACCAAUCACUGUAGUAAAUCUGACUACAUAAUUAUAACUGAUCAUCGCAACUGAUUGUCCAGUCAGGGUCCAUUUCAGCCACCUCAGAGUAUUUUAUGUCCGUAUC